AUCUAAUGAAAGUUCCAAUGACGAUCAUAUUCAUGAUGGACCUCGCGGUGAUACACAUUCAAGCAAGGAUGGGGAACAGUCCGAUGCACCAGAUGCAGUACCAUCGUGUUCGUCUGCCAAGAAGAAAGCUAAGUAUGAAGCCAAGUUUUCAGAUGGGUGGCUUCAUAACCAGCUUUUUUCAGUGGCUACAGAAGAAGAAAGGCAAUGCAGGGAAGUUUGUACCGUUUUGUAGCAUUUGUAAAGUGGACAUCACUAUGGGGAAAAGUGCAAUUAUGAGACACAAAGAGAGCAAGACUCAUCUGCAAGCUUCCAAAAUAAGUGAUGAUCUGGCUAAAUCACAACCUGGAAUCCAGACGUUCUUUCAGUCUUCAUCUGAUGAAAUUCUCAAGCAUGCUACUUUAGGCAAACAGAAAGCAACCAACACAAUCAGACAGGUGCUGGGCUUUCAUUACAUGAUAGAGGGAGUUGAGCAACUGAAAGGUCACAAAUUUUCGUUAACAAUCGAUGAGACAAUGGACAAGUCAACAAAGAGUCAAAUGGCUGUAAUUGGGACAUAUUUUGAUGCAGAAAGCUUCAAAAAUGAAUUGUAUUUAUUGAUCUCAUCGAUCUACCGAAUGGAAAGGCAGAUACCAUCUACAAUGCAGUUAUUCAGUAUUUGCAGGAAAAACAUAUUCCAAUGGAGACUGUCAUUGUAUUUUGUGCUGACCCCUGCAAUGUUAUGUUUGAAAUCCAUCAUUCAGUUUCUCAGCUGCUUCGUAAGCAUCACCCCUGGAUCAUGCCAAUCAAAUGCUCUUGUCAUUUAAUUCAUCUGUGUGCGGCUCGUGCUUCGUUGAAGCUACCAAAGUCAAUGGAGGACUUGUGCAGGAACAUUUACUCUCAUUUCCGCGUGUCCUCACAGAGGUGUGAUGCUUUCAGAGAAUUCCAGGAUUUCCUUGACAUAGACAAUCAUAAUAUCCACAGGGCAGGACAAACCAAGUGGCCUUUAAUGAAAAUGUGCGUAGACCGAAUACUAGAACAGUAUGAACCUCUAAAACUGUACUUCCAAGGAGUUGCAAUUGAAUAUCCUACACAUACAAAUGACUCAAUCCUAAAUAUGGUCACAUUG
Messenger RNA from Amblyraja radiata (thorny skate), 1105 nucleotides. RefSeq lists its product as uncharacterized. The record is from RefSeq and is a predicted model, not a curated record. NCBI's taxonomy places the organism in Eukaryota, Metazoa, Chordata, Chondrichthyes, Rajiformes, Rajidae. The coding region runs from base 6 to 803 and encodes 265 amino acids. The transcript is spliced from 2 exons.